AUGGGAUUACUCUUAACUAAAAUCGUUGAAUUAUUCGACCCAAAGGCCAAUCAUCGUAUUUUGAUGAUAGGACUGGAUGGUGCUGGUAAGACCACUUUAUUAUAUAGAUUAAAAGUAGGUGAAGUAGUCACCACAAUUCCAACAAUAGGAUUUAAUGUUGAAACAGUCGAAUAUAAAAAUAUCAAUUUCACAGUUUGGGAUGUUGGUGGACAGUACAAGAUCAGAACUCUCUGGAGACACUACUAUGAGAGUAGCACUGCUGUUAUAUUUGUUAUAGAUGGUACCGAUCGUGAAAGACUGCCAGAGGUUCAAGAGGAAAUCACCAGAAUAACAUUGGAGCACUCCUUGACGAACGCAUCACUUUUGAUAUUCCUCAACAAACAAGAUCAACCAAAUGCUUUGAACGCAUCCCAAUUGAUCGACCAACUCAAGCUCAAUAACAUUAAAGACAGAAAAUGGUAUGUCCAACCAACUGUAGCAUUGUCUGGAAGCGGACUUUAUGAGGGUCUCGAUUGGUUGUCACAGAGUGUCAAAAAAAUAAUUUUAAACUUAUAA
Heterostelium album PN500 is the source of this 555-nucleotide messenger RNA. RefSeq lists its product as uncharacterized. The transcript is spliced from 2 exons. The record is from RefSeq and is a predicted model, not a curated record. Lineage: Eukaryota; Evosea; Eumycetozoa; Acytosteliales; Acytosteliaceae. Gene Ontology annotation, molecular function: GTPase activity; GTP binding. Gene Ontology annotation, biological process: intracellular protein transport; vesicle-mediated transport. Gene Ontology annotation, cellular component: cytoplasm. Bases 1 to 555 code for a protein of 184 amino acids.